Messenger RNA from Limulus polyphemus (Atlantic horseshoe crab), 1382 nucleotides. Its product is annotated as protein Wnt-4-like. Gene Ontology annotation, molecular function: frizzled binding; cytokine activity. Gene Ontology annotation, cellular component: extracellular region. The coding region runs from base 133 to 1215 and encodes 360 amino acids. NCBI's taxonomy places the organism in Eukaryota, Metazoa, Arthropoda, Merostomata, Xiphosura, Limulidae. The record is from RefSeq and is a predicted model, not a curated record. Gene Ontology annotation, biological process: neuron differentiation; canonical Wnt signaling pathway; multicellular organism development. The transcript has 5 exons.
AGUACAGACUGCAAAAGUCAUACAAUUAUUUACUGCUUAGUAAUGCAGACAUCCGAAAGGAGAUAACACAAGUUUUAGAUACAGAAAGUUCUCGACACCAAAGUCUUCCCCUCCUCUUUCUCUCCACCAACAAUGACUCCUACUGACAAGGCAAGGCAAAUAAACCUGUUGGUGUUUAUAUUCUGCUUAUAUCCGAUGUCCGAUGUUCACGCAACGUGGUGGCUUUUGGGCAUGCCUAGCACGUACCAGAGUACAAUGGAGCUGAAUCCCACAUCUUACGCCAACCAAUGUAAGCAACUCUAUUAUCUUGUGGAACGCCAAAGAGAGCUGUGUAGUCUCAGCUACAAUAUCCUACAUACUGUAAGUCGAGGCGCCAAGAUUGGAAUAGAAGAGUGCCAACACCAGUUUCAGAUGAGUCGGUGGAACUGUACAACGUUUAACAAUAUCUCUUCCGUGUUUGGUGGAAUUUUAGCCAUUAAAAGCCGAGAAAAGGCAUACGUCUACGCAAUCUCUUCAGCAGGUGUAGCGUACAGCAUUACUCGAGGCUGCAGCACGGGGGAGCUAACGGUUUGUGGCUGUGACAAUCGAAUACGAAUACAGAACACAAGAGGGCGCUGGGAAUGGGGAGGCUGCUCGGAAGAUAUUGGGUUUGGGUCGAAGUUCAGUAGAGAUUUUGUUGAUUCUGGAGAAGAUACAUCUACAGAAGAAGGUUUAAUGAAUCUCCAUAACAACAGAGCAGGAAGAAUGGCACUAAAGAAAAACAUGGAACUGUUAUGUAAGUGUCAUGGAGUAUCCGGAUCUUGCUCCAUGAGAGUCUGCUGGAAACAGCUUAAGCCUUUCCGGCAGGUUGGAGAAUGGUUAACGAGGAAAUUUGAUGGAGCGACUCAUGUACAAAUAAUCAAGAAACACGAUACUUUGAGACUAGUUCCAUGGAAGAAAGACAUCAAAAAGCCAAGCAGAAAAGAUCUCGUGUAUCUAGAAGAGGCUCCAGAUUACUGUUACAGGAAUGAGACAUUAGGAGUUUUGGGAACCGAAGGGCGGCGCUGCAAUAACACGAGCUACGGAAUGGACGGUUGUCGGCUGCUGUGCUGUGGUCGUGGAUAUCACACCGUUGAGCGUGUUGUUGAGGAAAAAUGUAAUUGCAAAUUUGAAUGGUGUUGUAGAGUGGUAUGCGAAAAGUGUAGAUUUAAGCGGGAAGAACACUUUUGUAAUUAAAUACAACCAAAACGGUCUUCAGAUAUCAAUUAUAUCAGAAACUAGAGUGUAGAUAUUGACUUACGAACAAGAGAAAUUAAUAUUAAAAAGAAAAUGGACAAGAAACUUGCCACAUUCAAUACAAUUGCUGAAAGAACAAAACACGUUUCAUUUGGCGUGAUAGAAAG